AGACGGAAGAGCAGUUCGGUACACAAACAACUCAUAAAUAACCGCAGUGGUUUUCAACAGGGAAUUAUUCACAUUUCAUCCACGACAGGGAUGCUGUGUAAGCUGCCCAUUCAUUCAUGACAUCCAUCAUCGUGUUUUUUUUAUUGCGAUGGAAAAGUAGAAGCUGAAAGAGGGCAAACUCUCUCAGCCAAAGACGGUUCUCGCAGCACAUGGCGUCUGAACUCCAUGAAGCCAUUUUUAUGGCCAAGCAAGAGCGACACAAGAAUCUUUUCCUGAACUACAGAAACCUCAACAGUUUCCCCGUGGAGCUCCUCAGAGAUGAAGGGAUGCAGUUCCUGGAGCGUCUCUUCAUGAAGAGAAACUCCCUCACUGCACUUCCAGACAGUCUGGCUCAGAAACUUCCCAACCUGAUCGAACUAUAUCUGCACUCAAACAAUAUUGCGAUAAUUCCUCAAGCAAUUGGCAACCUUGUGAAGCUGCAGUCACUGGACCUGAGUGACAACGCUCUUCAAGUCAUCUGUCCGGAGAUUGGUCAGCUGCGCUCAUUACGACAUCUUCGAUUGGCCAACAAUCAACUGAAAUUUCUCCCGCAAGAGCUGGGAGAUCUCGGAGAGCUGGAGACUCUGGACGUGUCCAUGAACCUCCUGAGGACUCUUCCGGAGCGUCUGCACCGGUGUCUGUCCCUGCAGUGCCUGACGGCAGACCGCAACCAGCUGCACUGCCUUCCUCGCCAGCUCUGUCUGCUGCCCGACCUCAACGAGCUCUCCAUGGCUGCCAACUGCCUGACAUCACUGCCCCUGGAUCUGGGGCGCUCCAUGGAGCUGCAGUUUGUCUUUGUGGACAACAACGCUCAUCUGAAGGGGCUCCCGUCGUAUCUUUAUAACAAAGUCAUCGGCUGCAGUGGAUGUGGUCUAGCUGUGCAGAUCUCUGACGUGAAGCAGCUCAGUCUGACUCUGGGAGAUGUGACUGUUCCUCUGCCCUCUGAAGUGAAGGCCAUCGGCUCUGACACUGACCAUGUGUUGCCUCUGGAAGAGCUGGCGUGCAGAGUACUACAUGCAGCCUACAACAGGACCAGUAAGGAUGUGAAGUUCCUGACACCAUUCCUGUUGCCCAAGAGUCUGCUAGAUGUAGUCCAGUGGCCUCUGGGUCAUUGUCACCGCUGCAGUCAGCCCAUGUUCACCGUCGUCUACCCUAAACCGUUUCCUCUCAGAGAGACCGCACUCGCAGGAGUGCACAAGAGAACCACUGUGAGUUUUGUAGCGUACUGCUGUUCUAGCCAUUGUCUGAGGACGUUUAACCUGCAGGGCUGACGUCUCCCAUACGCUAACCUCACAUCACAGCUCCUGGUGCUUUCAUCUUCACGAAAGACCUGGAGAACAUCGCAAGAGACUUCCUGAAGAACUGAUACCUCUCUUCACGACAGCCAUUAAAGUUUGUCCUUCUUCUGUGUGUAGCAUCUUUUAAGGAAAAGACUUUACAUUUAGCAAAAGAAUGUGACAAAAGAAAUGAAACAAUGUUUUUCAGUCUAUAGCCUGUACAAACAAUAAAUAAUAUUGUUUGAGUUGGGUUUAUUACGGUUUACUGUAACCUAAAAGGUUCAGGUCGUUAUUCAAAAACAUUUGUUCUGUGCUUCAAUGAUUGCCAACUUAAACUGAAGAGUUUUAGGAGAGAGAUUAAUAUUUUUGUUUCCAUUUGAAAGGAAAAUGGAAUUGUUUUUUUGAGAUCCCUUUAAUGAAAAUGAAAUGAAAAACUAAAAAGGACUAUUUACGAGUUUGUAGCCCUCUGUUGUUUUUAACCAUGAUACAUUACGUUAAAAGUGGCUUUUUAAAGAUAAAUGUGUGUAUAUUGGAUCUGAGGCUCAUUAACAAGUGUGUGUGCUGUUGGAAUUGACCAGCACUCAUUAGCUAAAAGAAAAUCACUUGUGUUGAUCGUAUGUUAUGACUUUCGUAUUCAGUAAAUGUGAAAAACAUGCAGCUGAUGGUUCUCAUCGAAGGCAGCUUCAAGGGAUUGUUUUUAAUUUUUUGUGUGAGACCGAGUCACAUUGUGGAGAUUGACUGAUGCCACACUACAUCUGUCAGUCAGUGUGCCAUAACUACAGCAAACCAUCAUUGUUCAGCUUUCAGUAUUUAGACUAUUCUCUCACUUCAAUCAGACGUGAGCAAGAGAACAACUUCGGGUUAAUGUGUUGAUGUUACUGUUACAGCCAGGUCUUCUAGAACAAGUUCAGCUCAACUCUUUACACGUUACAAUGUUCUUAUAGUUUCAUUAGCACUUACAACUGGAUAACUGAGCUGAAUGUUUGGCAAUAAUGAUGUUUAAAACAUAUUUUGUUGUUAUUACAAAUGUGUGCUUACGUGAAAUUUAAUUCAUAUGGAGUCAUUUUGAAUUAAAUGUAACUUUUUUACAAUGUGAAGCUGCAUCUAAUGCAUCAUAAAAUACACAGAAUCAC
Carassius auratus (goldfish) is the source of this 2449-nucleotide messenger RNA. RefSeq names its product leucine-rich repeat-containing protein 28-like. The record is from RefSeq and is a predicted model, not a curated record. Gene Ontology annotation, molecular function: protein binding. Bases 210 to 1310 code for a protein of 366 amino acids. Gene Ontology annotation, cellular component: cytoplasm. NCBI's taxonomy places the organism in Eukaryota, Metazoa, Chordata, Actinopteri, Cypriniformes, Cyprinidae. The transcript has 10 exons.